ACCUCCAUAUGCUCUUCCUCCUCUCCAUUUCCUCCCUCUUCCACCACCCAUCUAUCUCCUUGCUGCUACAGCAGAGGCUGCCGCAGAACAGCUAAUGGCCGCAGCCACCGUCUGGCUGCUGCAGCGUCCUUCCCCUGCUCUCCACAACUCCCUCUCCCUCCCAAGCAGCCAACAUCCUUCCUCCUCUGCAUCUCCUCCAUUGCACAAGAAGCCAAAGGAUCUUCUCCUCUGCUGCGCUUCGUCGGGCGCCUCGUCUUCUGUGGUGGCCAAGGAGCAAGAGGAGGCAGCCACUGCUCCUCCGGAAGAAGGAUCUGAGUCUCCACUUCUUAGCUACAAAGAUGACCCCAACUUCAGGGGCUGCAGGGGCUGCGGCAGGGACGAGCUUGAGAGGGGCUGCAAUGGCGAGGGGCGGAUCCAAGGGGGAAUAGCCGCCGUCCCGGGCUUCGGCUGGUGGCCCAUCAAGGCCUACCGGCCAUGCCCCGGCUUCGUCGCCUCCGGCGGCCGCUACCGGCGCCAGGGCCAAAGCAUGGACGACGUCGCAUCCGGCAGGGGAAAGAAAAUCUCCCCGCCCAAAAAGAAGAUGUAAACACAAGUACAUACUUCUUAGUGCUGUAAUUUUUGCUCAGUGACAAAUACGUAAUCCAGCCCAAGGAACUGCAGUCUUGACAAUGGGAGGAAGUAUGCUAUUCAAGGCGACUAAGAAGUUUGGGGUGGCUAUCUGCAAUCUGCAUCAUCUUUGGAAUCUGGGAAAGUUUACUUAGGAAUUGGGAAAGCUCCAAGUAUUCAGAAACAACAAUUUUGGUCUACAUUGUCAGUGCAGUUCCCUUGUUUCCAGUUGUAAUAGCAAGUAGUGCCCUAAUAACUGUUGACGCUGUUCUAUUGUUUUCAAAUGGAAUAGCUUCUUUACAUGUACACAUGAACGUGAUUUGUGAUUGUCCCAAGCACUUUUACUGAACGGCCACAAUGGAUGAUUGUGAUCUAGAAAACUAUUACCAAAACAUGCUUCUUUAGGUCUA
Messenger RNA from Panicum virgatum (switchgrass), 1016 nucleotides. RefSeq lists its product as uncharacterized. The coding region runs from base 95 to 586 and encodes 163 amino acids. NCBI's taxonomy places the organism in Eukaryota, Viridiplantae, Streptophyta, Magnoliopsida, Poales, Poaceae. The transcript is spliced from 3 exons. The record is from RefSeq and is a predicted model, not a curated record. Gene Ontology annotation, cellular component: chloroplast.